AGCUCUGUCUGACUCUGACAUUAGAAAGCAGAGAGGGAGAGGGGGGGAAGCUGGUAGCAGCCAGUGCUGAGUGGCGCCGCCGCCGCUGCUGUCAGACUGUUCCACUCGUCCCUUCUUAUUUACAUCAACUUGCUGCUGCUCCUGACACCCCCGCCGUUCGCUGUAAUAGCAUCGCUGCUGCUCGGGGUGGCUGAGCGAGAGAGCCCCGAACUGUGUGUGAUCCCCACCCUGCACGGAUGCAUUGCACGCCUAGCAGCAGCACCUUUCUCCGUGCACAGCGUCACUUUGGCCAUGUAACCAGUGCACAUUGAUGUCUUGUGCAGUAUUCGCCCCCUGACAGCGCAGAGAGCCGCAGCCUGGGCUAGGGACACGCAGCCGGGUCACAGCCGCUACACACCGCUUUCAUUUAUUUAGUUACAAAGCCGUAUUCCCCGUUGCACGGUUCCCGAUGCCGAGGAGAUGGAGAGCCGGAAGAUGGUAGAGAUGAAGCCGGGGGGUACCGGGCUGGGCAGCGGGGAGAGCGCACUGGCCCUGUCCGCCCGGCAGCACUGCGAGCUCAUCCAGAACAUGAUCGACAUCUCCAUGUCCAACCUGCGGGGGCUCCGCACACAGUGUGCCGCCUCUAACGACCUCACGCAGCAGGAGAUCCGGACCCUGGAGGCAAAGCUGAUGAACUACAUUAGCAAACAGCUUCAGUGCAAGCUUCACGUGCCUCGUCCUGAGAGAACAGAGAUGUUAAACAGUUAUCCUAAAGUCAGCGACUGGCUGCACACUGUCCGUGUGAGAAAUGAGGUUGUGCAGGAAAUACCUGAAAAUUUAACACUAGAUGCCUUACUAGAGAUGAAUGAGACAAAAGUGAAAGAAACUAUGAAGAGAUAUGGAGCUAGUACGGAAGAGUGCUCCCGACUGAAUGGUGCUCUUAGCUGUCUGAAGAAACUAGCAUGGUCAGGUGGGGACACAAAAGAUUCAUUGUGGAAUCCUCUUGAAACCCGGAAAGAAAGUUCUUCCCAUAUUGCUUCUGACCUCUCAUCUUCUAUGGGGACAGUUUGGACUUUAAACACUCAACUUCCAAAGGCCAACAGCCACCAGCCUCGAUCCGUAUCGGUGUCUGCCAUACCUGUUUCUGAAUCCCAUGGACUUUAUAUUUAUCCAGAUUGCUUCCAGGAUCCCUUUACAUCAUCAACACCAAGCAAUAGGCUAACUUUGAGGACUCCUCAUGGGAUUACAAUUACCCCUCCCACCACUCCAUUGUCAAAGAGGAACAUGAAGUUGAAGCCUCCUCGGACACCACCACCACCCAGCCGUAAGGUUUUCCAGCAGUUGCUUCCCAACUUUUCAACACUCAAAAGGAGCAAGUCUCAUGAAUCACAGCUCGGGAAUAGAAUAGAUGAAGUUCCUCCUUUAAAGUUCGAUACCCACCAUGGGUCACCACAGAUGGUAAGGAGAGAUAUAGGGCUUUCAGUAACACACAGAUUUUCUACAAAAUCUUGGUUAUCUCAAAUGUGUCACGUUUGUCAAAAGAGUAUGAUGUUCGGAGUUAAAUGUAAACACUGCAGGUUAAAAUGUCAUAACAAAUGCACAAAAGAAGCCCCACCGUGUAGAAUAUCAUUCCUUCCUUUACCAAAAAUAAGAAGAACGGAGUCUGUGCCAUCAGAUAUUAACAACCAGGUGGAUAGACCUGCAGAGCCGCUGUUUGGGACUCUUCCAAAAGCUCUCACUAAGAAGGACCAUCCACCAGCAAUAAACCACUUGGAUUCAAGCAGCAACCCAUCUUCAACCACUUCUUCUACACCUUCUUCACCAGCACCCUUCCAGUCCUCAAAUCCGCCAAGUGCUACCACCCCACCAAACCCAUCUCCAAUGGGUUACAGAGACAGUCGUUUCAAUUUUCCAGCUGCCUACUACAUUCAGCAUAGACAACAGUUUAUCUUCCCAGAAGUUUUGAAUCCACCACCAAUAACACAGCCACCUGAGCCUCCCGAGAACCCCAGUGCUGAGGCCGACAUGGAAACAGAUGUAGCAGAAGAACAGGAAGCAGAGGUUGAGGAGCAAGAAGCCAACAAAUCUGAGCCUGAGUAUGAUGAUGAUGAACUGGAUGAGCUCCCAUCUUCAAGGUCAACAAGUGGUACUUUCGGAGGAAUGAUCUUUCGCAAGCCCAGCCAGACCAGCGUUUACUUACAAGAAUGGGACAUACCCUUUGAACAAAUUGAACUUGAGGAGCUUAUUGGUCAGGGAAGAUGGGGGAAGGUGUACAGAGGCAAGUGGCAUGGGGAGGUAGCUAUCCGGUUACUGGAGAUAGAUGGAAACAAUCAAGAUCAUUUGAAACUGUUUAAAAAAGAAGUGAUGAAUUACAGGCAGACACGGCAUGAGAACGUGGUGCUCUUCAUGGGGGCUUGUAUGCACCCCCCCCAUUUGGCCAUCAUUACUAGUUUUUGUAAAGGCAGAACCCUUCACGCAGUUGUAAGAGAUCCCAAGGCAUCACUCGACAUCAACAAAACACGACAGAUUGCCCAAGAAAUUAUCAAGGGUAUGGGAUACCUGCACGCCAAGGGCAUCGUUCACAAAGACUUGAAAUCCAAGAAUGUUUUCUAUGAAAAUGGAAAAGUGAUCAUCACAGACUUUGGUCUGUUUGGAAUUUCAGGAGUUGUACAGGAGGGAAGGCGAGAGAAUGAGCUGAAAAUAAGCCAUGAUUGGCUGUGUUAUUUGGCUCCUGAAAUAGUGCGAGAGAUGGCACCUUUUAAGGAUGAAGACCAGCUCCCCUUUUCCAAGGCUGCGGACGUUUAUGCUUUUGGGACUGUAUGGUAUGAACUGCAAGCUCGAGAUUGGUCUUUUAAAAUCCAAGCACCCGAGGCUCUUAUCUGGCAAGUUGGGAGUGGUGAAGGUGUGAAGCAGGUUUUGUCUACUAUAAGCUUGGGCAAAGAAGUCACUGAGAUUCUUGCGGCAUGUUGGGCCUUUGAUGUCAACGAAAGACCAAGCUUUACCCUCCUUAUGGACAUGCUGGAGAAGCUGCCAAAACUGAAUCGCAGGUUGUCACAUCCAGGUCACUUCUGGAAAUCUGCAGACAUUAACAGUAGCAAAAGUAUCCCCCGUUUUGAAAGGUUUGGCCUGGGAGUCUUGGAGCAGGGUAACCAAAAGAUCUAGUCUGCCAUGGGAUAUCUCACUGUCCUGUCCACCUGAUGCUGCAGCAGCCGGCAGAGAUUGGAAUUGCAGCCAGUGAUGACUCCCUAUGUUGGAUUCAAUCUCUCUCUCUCUUACUGAAUUUGCAUUAACCCAUUCUGCACUGAACAGGAACAAAGCUUAGCUUUGCCUAUCACUUCCAGCACUGAAUGGCCUAAGCUUUAACUCUACCUGCUGUUUUGGUUGUUUACAUAUUAUUUUAGGCAUGUGAGUUGUAUUGUGUUAAUGAAAAUGAAUAAAUGUGACUGUUUUUUUUC
Messenger RNA from Pseudophryne corroboree (corroboree frog), 3434 nucleotides. RefSeq names its product kinase suppressor of ras 1 (gene KSR1). Gene Ontology annotation, molecular function: ATP binding; protein kinase activity. Gene Ontology annotation, cellular component: endoplasmic reticulum; membrane; cytoplasm. The record is from RefSeq and is a predicted model, not a curated record. Gene Ontology annotation, biological process: protein phosphorylation; Ras protein signal transduction. The coding region runs from base 460 to 3141 and encodes 893 amino acids. NCBI's taxonomy places the organism in Eukaryota, Metazoa, Chordata, Amphibia, Anura, Myobatrachidae. The transcript is spliced from 20 exons.